AUGUCACUAACAAAAGCCCACAUUUGUCCUGGUGGUAGACUUGAAUUUAUUAUUGACGAAGAAAAGAAUUUUGGUUUAUUUCACAAAAAUGGUUUAAAAUGUUCAAUCUGUGAACGAAUUACUGAUUUAACGAAUUAUCCAGCUCAACCUACGUAUCAAUUGCAAAUACCUAAUCAACGUUUAUAUGCGGCGAGUGCCAUCAGUGGCAUUGGUCAUGAUGGAAUUCAAUUUGUUCUGUCAUUAUUAGGUGUCAGUACACCACACCGGUCAAACUUUUACAAACAAGUUCAUAACUUAUAUGAUCAACUAUUUGAAUUUGCUCAUACCGAUUUCUUGUCUUUAAUUGAUGAAAUCCGUCUCAAUCAAGAAUGUGAUUCUAAAAAGAUUUUGAACCUGACUGUGUCUCUUGAUGGAACUUGGAAGAAAAGAGGCCAUCGGUCACUUUAUGAUGUUGUCUUUUUAAUUGAUGUUGAUUCAGGUUAUUGCUUAGACUUUGAGACUCUAAGCAAACGAUGUGAAUCCUGUGAAACAAAAGAACGUACUUUGACGACAACUGAAUUCAGAAGAUGGGUAAGACCAUCAAAUUUUUUCUUUAUAAGACUAAUGGUUUUUUCUUAGUAUUCGAAUCAUCAAUCAAAAUGUUCCAAGACGUGGGAUGGUACCUCUGGAGGUAUGGAGAAGGAAGGUGCAAAAAAAAUCUUCGAACGGUCUAUUAAAAAAGGUACUAUGUUCAAAUGUCAAGUAUUCAUUGUAAGGUUGAUAUUUAGGACUUCGAUAUAUCAAUAUGAUCAGCGACGGAGAUUCGAGUGUAUAUGAAGCUGUAAAGCAUACUUAUGUUAAUUUAUUGGGUGAUGAUCAUGUACGUUCAAAUGAUGCUAAUGAUUGGACAGUUAAUACGAACUAUGUUGUUACGAAGGAAGAUUGUGUGAAUCAUGUCAAAAAGAGGGUCGCCAAUCAUCUCAAAACGUUGAAAAGUCGAUAUACGGGUUUUGAAAAUGAACGAGAAGAAAACUCAAUCAUAAUAGUAUCUGAAAAAGCAGCUG
Molecule: messenger RNA, 1043 nt
Organism: Rotaria sp. Silwood2
Lineage: Eukaryota; Metazoa; Rotifera; Eurotatoria; Philodinida; Philodinidae
Source: the annotation of a GenBank genome assembly